Chionomys nivalis (European snow vole) is the source of this 1744-nucleotide messenger RNA. RefSeq names its product transmembrane serine protease 2 (gene Tmprss2). Gene Ontology annotation, cellular component: membrane. The record is from RefSeq and is a predicted model, not a curated record. Lineage: Eukaryota; Metazoa; Chordata; Mammalia; Rodentia; Cricetidae. The transcript is spliced from 14 exons. Bases 104 to 1597 code for a protein of 497 amino acids. Gene Ontology annotation, molecular function: serine-type endopeptidase activity; protein binding. Gene Ontology annotation, biological process: acrosome reaction; proteolysis.
AGGAAACCCAGAGCUUGGGCCCAGGCGGAGAGGGGCGGGAAGCGCAGCAGGGUACCUGGAAGAAGCCAGACACUCACCUCCUCAUGCUGCUGACACAGCCAGGAUGGCUUUGACACCAGGGUCACCUCCAGGAAUUGGACCUUACUAUGAGAACCAUGGGUAUCAGUCUGAACAUUUCUACCCGCCAAGGCCACCUGUGGCUCCCAAUGGCCACAACCUGUAUCCAGUCCAGUACUACCCAUCUCCAGUGCCCCAGUACGCCCCGAGGGUUACAACACAGGUCUCAACACCUGUCAUCCAUACACAGCGCAGGUCCUCAGGGACACCGUGCACCUCAAACUCAAAAACCAAGAAGUCGCUGUGUGUUGCCCUUGCCCUGGGCACUGUCCUUAUGGGUGCUGCUGUAGCUGUUGUCUUGCUUUGGAGGUUCUUGCCAGAGGAUAGCAAGUGCUCUACAGCUGAGAAGGAGUGUGGGUCUUCGGGUACCUGCAUCAGCUCUUCUCUCUGGUGCGACGGGAUCUCACACUGCCCCAAUGAGGAAGAUGAGAACCGGUGUGGUGAGUUUGUUCGCCUCUAUGGACCCAGCUUCACCCUCCAGGUUUACUCAUCUCAGAGGAAAGCCUGGUAUCCCGUGUGUCAGGAUGACUGGAAUGAGAGCUAUGGGAGAGCAGCCUGUAAAGAAAUGGGCUACAAGAACAAUUUUUAUCGUAGUGAAGGAAUACAAGACAUGGGCGGGACAAGAAGCUUUAUGAAGCUGAACAUAAGCGCGGGCAACAUCGACCUUUAUAAAAAGCUCUACUACAGUGAUUCCUGUUCAUCCCGCAUGGUGGUUUCUUUGCAAUGUAUACAGUGUGGGAUCCGCUCAGUGAGUCGCCAGAGCAGGAUUGUGGGUGGAUCGAAUGCCUCACCAGGAGACUGGCCCUGGCAGGUCAGCCUGCACGUCCAAGACACCCAUGUCUGUGGGGGCUCCAUCAUCACCCCUGACUGGAUUGUGACAGCCGCUCACUGUGUGGAAGAACCCCUCAACAAACCGAGGUACUGGACAGCUUUCGCGGGGAUUUUGAAUCAGUAUAACAUGUACUACGAAAAAAGACACCAAGUAGCAAAAGUGAUUUCCCAUCCAAGUUACGACUCCAAGACCAAAAAUAACGACAUCGCUCUCAUGAAACUUCAGACGCCUCUGACUUUUAAUGAUGUAGUGAAGCCAGUGUGUCUACCGAACCCAGGCAUGAUGCUGGAUCCAGCCCAGGCGUGCUGGAUUUCAGGGUGGGGGGCCAUCUAUGAGAAAGGGAAGACCUCAGACGUGCUGAAUGCUGCCAAGGUAUUCCUGAUCGAGUCCUCCAAAUGUAAUAAUAAAUACAUAUACAACAACCUUAUCACACCAGCCAUGAUCUGUGCCGGCUUCCUGAAUGGCACUGUGGACUCUUGCCAGGGAGACAGUGGAGGGCCGCUGGUUACUUUGAAGAAUGACAUCUGGUGGCUGAUUGGGGACACGAGUUGGGGCUCUGGCUGUGCCAAGGAGUUAAGACCUGGAGUAUACGGGAAUGUGACAGUAUUUACAGACUGGAUCUACCAGCAAAUGAAGGCGAACAGCUAAUCCACCCACGUGGCCUUUGUCCCUGACUUCUUUUGUCUUCGAUACCCUUCCGCAAGAAAAUCCAGGGGCUGAUUUUUAACUCCUGUGUACAAUGUACCUUUUGAGAUGAUUCAAAGGGCCUUUCACUUUAUUAAACAGUGACUUGUC